Molecule: messenger RNA, 2811 nt
Organism: Medicago truncatula (barrel medic)
Lineage: Eukaryota; Viridiplantae; Streptophyta; Magnoliopsida; Fabales; Fabaceae
Product: lipoxygenase 6, chloroplastic
Exons: 9
Coding region: 61-2811 (916 amino acids)
Biological process (GO): lipid oxidation
Molecular function (GO): oxidoreductase activity, acting on single donors with incorporation of molecular oxygen, incorporation of two atoms of oxygen; metal ion binding; protein binding
Source: RefSeq, a predicted model, not a curated record
CUUUGAUAGAAAGCAUAUUACUACGUAUAUCUGUGAUAGGAGACACUGCGCAUUGUCAACAUGUUCGCAGUGAAGUCUAAUCCUUUACUCCUCCGAUCCCCGUCGGUAUUCUCCGAUAAGAGGCAACGGAGGAGAAUCAUUUCACGGUCAUCUGGAUGGCGGAGCGUUCAAGUUCAAGCAGUGAUCAGCGGCGGAGACAGCAAGACUACGACCUCAUCUCCGGUGGACAACAAAGUGAGCAAUGGUUCGUUACAAAGUAGCUCGAGUGAUGGCAGAAGCGAUGGUGGAACGAUAGAGGUGAAAGCAGUGGUGAUGAUAAGAAAGAAAAUGAAAGGUAGUGUGGUUGAGGAGGUUGAGGAUCAGUUGGAGUAUUUCUUUAAUGGUGUUGGUCAAGGGAUACAGAUUCAGCUUGUUAGUGAACUCAUAGACCCUGCUACUAAUAAUGGUAAAAGCGUGGAAUCCUACGUAGGAGGUUGGCUACCGAAGCCAUCAAACAUUCCAUAUGUUGUGGAAUACUCUGCUGAUUUCACAGUGCCAAGUGACUUUGGAUCUCCAGCUGCUAUUCUCAUUACCAAUCUUCGUUCAAAGGAGUUCCAUUUAUCGGAAAUCCUCCUUCACGGCUUCACUGGAGGGCCUGUUUUCUUUCCAGCUAACACAUGGAUUCAUUCGCGUAACGAUAACCCUCAAAGUAGAAUCAUAUUCAAAAACCAAGCAUAUUUACCAUCACAAACACCACCUGGUAUCAAAGAUCUUCGACGUGAGGAUUUGCUAAGCACAAGGGGAAGCGGUGCUGCCCAAGAACAGGAAAGAAAACCACAUGAUAGAAUCUAUGAUUAUGCUCCCUACAAUGAGUUAGGCAACCCUGAUAAAGAGGAACUUGUUAGACCAGUCAUUGGAGAUCUUGAGAGGCCUUAUCCUCGUCGUUGUAGAACUGGAAGACCUCCUACUCGCUCAGAUCCACGAUGCGAGACUAGAAUUGAAAAGCCACACCCUGUUUAUGUGCCGCGAGAUGAAACUUUUGAAGAAAUCAAACAGGACGCAUUUGCUGCUGGAAGAUUGAAAGCUGUGUUCCACAAUCUUAUACCCAAACUUGCAGCCACUAUGUCGAAUUCAGACAUUCCUUUCAAGUGUUUCUCGGAGAUUGACAAGCUUUAUAUUGAUGGUGUUAGUUUGGGAGAUGAAGAGAAUAAAGGGAUAAUAGAAAAUCUCUUGGUGGGAAAAGUGAUGAAACAGGUCUUCAAUUCUGGAGAGCGGUUGCUGAAGUAUGACAUCCCGGCUAUUGUAAAAGGAGAUAGAUUUGCUUGGUUGCGGGACAACGAAUUUGCAAGGCAAGCCUUAGCUGGAGUCAAUCCAGUGAAUAUUGAGCUAUUGAAGGAGUUUCCAAUCCGCAGCAAACUAGAUCCAACUAUCUAUGGCCCUCCUGAAUCAGCAAUAACAAAGGAACUACUGGAGCAAGAACUUGGUGGAAUAAGCUUGGAAAAGGCUAUAGAGGAAAAGAGACUAUUUAUUAUUGAUUAUCAUGACAUGCUUUUGCCAUUCAUCAAGAAGAUGAACUCUUUACCUGAGAGGAAAGCUUAUGCCUCCCGGACAAUUCUCUUCAUUACAAAGGCCGGCGUUCUGCGUCCUAUAGCUAUUGAGCUUUCUCUUCCUCCAACACUUACUUCGCCGCAAAAUAAAAAAGUUUACACACAAGGUCAUGAUGCCACAGCACACUGGAUUUGGAAGUUAGCAAAAGCUCAUGUUAGCUCAAAUGAUGCUGGCAUCCAUCAACUAGUAAAUCAUUGGUUAAGGACUCAUGCAUGCAUGGAGCCAUAUAUAAUUGCUACUCAUCGACAGUUAAGCUCAAUGCAUCCCAUUUACAAGUUGCUGCAUCCUCACACACGCUAUACAAUGGAAAUUAAUGCACUUGCUCGACAGAGUUUAAUAAAUGGAGGGGGUAUAAUUGAAGCAUCUUUUAGUCCUGGAAAAUAUGCCUUGGAGCUUAGUUCAGCUGCUUACAAGAGCAUGUGGAGAUUUGAUUUGGAGUCUCUCCCAGCAGAUCUUAUUCGAAGGGGCAUGGCAGUAGAUGACCCUUCAACGCCCUGUGGUGUAAAACUUGUGAUUGAUGACUACCCUUAUGCUGCAGAUGGACUCUUAAUUUGGUCUGCCAUUCAAGAAUGGGUAGAAUCUUAUGUCAAACACUUCUAUUCUGAAUCAAAUUCAAUUGCAUCGGAUGUUGAGCUCCAAGAGUGGUGGAGUGAAAUCAAGUGUAAGGGUCACGCUGACAAAAGAAAUGAACCUUGGUGGCCUAAACUAGAUACCAAAGAGGACCUAUCUUUCAUACUUACAACAAUCAUAUGGGUUGCUUCAGGACAACAUGCUGCUAUAAAUUUUGGUCAAUACCCUUUUGGAGGAUAUGUGCCUAACCGUCCUACCCUCAUGAGAAAACUUAUCCCUCAAGAAAAUGAUUCUGAUUAUGAGAAGUUUAUUAAAAAUCCUCAGCUUUUUUUCCUAUCAUCAUUGCCUACUCAACUUCAAGCUACCAAAGUAAUGGCUGUUCAGGACACAUUGUCGACUCAUUCCCCUGACGAAGAGUAUUUGGGUCAAGUGACUCAUUUGCAUAAUCAUUGGAUCAAUGAUCAGGAAGUCCUGAAAUUGUUUAGUAAAUUCUCUGCUAGACUUGAGGAGAUAGAGGAAAUUAUAAAUGCAAGAAAUAAGGAUCCAAGUUUGAAAAGUAGAACUGGUGCAGGUGUUCCUCCUUAUGAACUUUUGCUUCCUUUGUCAGGACCCGGGGCAACUGGUCGUGGAGUCCCGAACAGUAUAUCUAUAUGA